Molecule: messenger RNA, 869 nt
Organism: Cynoglossus semilaevis (tongue sole)
Lineage: Eukaryota; Metazoa; Chordata; Actinopteri; Pleuronectiformes; Cynoglossidae
Gene: pde6gb
Product: phosphodiesterase 6G, cGMP-specific, rod, gamma, paralog b
Exons: 4
Coding region: 407-667 (86 amino acids)
Biological process (GO): visual perception; positive regulation of epidermal growth factor receptor signaling pathway; positive regulation of G protein-coupled receptor signaling pathway
Cellular component (GO): photoreceptor outer segment membrane
Molecular function (GO): cGMP binding; 3',5'-cyclic-nucleotide phosphodiesterase activity
Source: RefSeq, a predicted model, not a curated record
CUGAAGAACCUCCUGGUGGAGAUGCUUCAUCACAGAGACAUCUGAGAAUCUUCUGAUUGUAGGAGAACAAGCUGGUGUUCAUGGGUUCCUCUUCCAUCGCAGACUGAAGAAGAACAGUCUCCAGUAGAACAGAGUGAGUCUUACUGACACAGCUGUGAUGUAAGAUGUUGUUAUGUUCACCCUCGGUUAUGUGACGUGGAGGUGGGAGGAGCAGGAGGAGACGGGAUGCUGAUAAUCUCUGCAGUGUUGGGUUAUAAGAGGAGGUGGGGGUCUGCUGUGGUUCUUCAGAGAACGCUGAAGAUCCGGACUCAAACAUCGGCUCCACACCAGGACCUAUCACCAUCAGGCUGUGACUCCAGCAGCAGCUUACAGACAGGAACCCGAACCGUAGAACCGAGCGACCGACAUGAACCUCGACGCCCCAAAAGAGAUCAAGUCAGCCACGCGUGUCAGUGGAGGCCCCGCCACGCCACGCAAGGGCCCCCCCAAGUUCAAGCAACGGCAGACUCGUCAGUUCAAGAGCAAGCCCCCGAAGAAGGGGAUCCAGGGCUUUGGUGAUGACAUCCCAGGGAUGGAGGGUUUAGGCACAGACAUCACCGUCAUUUGCCCUUGGGAGGCCUUCAAUCACCUGGAGCUGCACGAGUUGGCCCAGUACGGCAUCAUCUAACCUGUAGCCACCAGGUGUCAGUGUGACUGUGGGACUGUUCUAACACCGACUGUGACAAACACGACACCAGAAAGACAAAAAGAAAGAACCUGUCGCGGAUUCUUCUGCUGCUGCUCCUGCUCUGCUCACCUGUGACAUUUAAACCUGAUGACUUCACUGGAUCUUCACCAGCUCUCUCUCUCCUUUCUUCUUCUUCUUCUUC